Messenger RNA from Vombatus ursinus (common wombat), 3988 nucleotides. It is a transcript of the gene PTPN3, whose product is annotated as protein tyrosine phosphatase, non-receptor type 3. NCBI's taxonomy places the organism in Eukaryota, Metazoa, Chordata, Mammalia, Diprotodontia, Vombatidae. Bases 153 to 2957 code for a protein of 934 amino acids. The transcript has 26 exons. Gene Ontology annotation, molecular function: cytoskeletal protein binding; protein tyrosine phosphatase activity. The record is from RefSeq and is a predicted model, not a curated record. Gene Ontology annotation, biological process: protein dephosphorylation. Gene Ontology annotation, cellular component: cytoskeleton; cytoplasm; cytoplasmic side of plasma membrane.
AUAUUACAUUAUAAUUUGGAAGCUGAUGGAGGCAAGAUAUCUGAGGCAAGUUCAGAGGUUUAGGAGAGAGACCUUAACUUUUUCAGAUUGUUUUUAGGUAGGGGGGUCCCCUUUAAAGGAUUACUAACUUCUUCAAACCCACUGAAGGCACCAUGGUGGAACAGGAGCUGUUACUAGCAUGCAGUUAUCCUUCAAAAAACUGCUAUUCAACAAUAGUUAUGAACUCCCGACUACGUGCUUUGGGUGGGAGAAUAAAUAAUAUACGCGUUUCAGAACUGCCAAAAGAGAAGACACGAUCAGAAAUCAUCUGUAAUCUCCAUUUCUUGGAUGGCUUGGUACAGACCUUCAAAGUUAAUAAACAAGAUACUGGUCAAGUUCUGUUGGAUAUGGCUUUUAAUCACUUGGGUAUAACAGAAAAAGAAUAUUUUGGUUUGCAACAUGGUGAAGAUUCAGUGGAUUCUCCUAGAUGGCUUGAAUCCAGUAAACCAAUCAGAAAACAACUCAAAGGACCUUUCCCCUGUACCCUGAAUUUUCGAGUAAGAUUUUUUAUACCUGAUCCCAACACAUUGCAGCAAGAACAAACAAGGCACUUAUACUUCUUGCAACUGAAGAUGGAUAUUUGCGAAGGAAGGUUAACAUGCCCUCUUAAUUCUGCAGUAGUUCUUGCAUCAUAUGCAGUACAAUCUCAGUUUGGAGACCAUAACUCUUCACUGCAUCUUUCAGGAUAUCUUUCCGAUAGCCAGUUUAUACCAGAUCAGAAUAAAGACUUUGUAACCAGAGUAGAGUCACUACAUGAACAGCACAGUGGCCUAAAGCAAUCUGAAGCAGAAUCCUGCUUUAUUAACAUUGCCCGAACGCUAGAAUUCUAUGGAGUGGAAUUGCACAGUGGUAGAGAUCUACAUAAUUUAGAUCUGACGAUUGGAGUUGCUGCAGCUGGCAUUGCCGUUUACCGCAAACAUAUCUGCACAAGUUUCUAUCCUUGGAUGAACAUCCUAAAAAUCUCCUUCAAAAGAAAAAAGUUUUUUAUACAGCAACACCACAAGCAUGAUGAAGCCAGAGAGCACAUCAUUGCCUUCAAUAUGCUAAAUUAUAGAUCUUGCAAAAACUUAUGGAAAUCCUGCGUGGACCACCAUACAUUUUUUCAGGCAAAGAAAACAAUAUCUCGUGAAAGAAGUAUCCUAGCUCAGUAUUGGACAUUAGGUUCUAAAAAUCCCAAAAAGUCUUUAAACAACCAGUACUGCAGGAAGGUGAUAGGUGGGAUGGUGUGGAACCCAACCAAGAGGAGAUCUUUAUCAGUAGAGCAUUUAGAAACCAAAAGUCUUCCUUCUCGAUCUCCUCCAAUUACUCCCAGUUGGCGAAGUCCUAGAUUACGUCAUGAAAUUAGAAAACCACGGCAUUCAUCUGCGGAUAACCUUGCAAGUGAAACAACAUACCUUACAGAAACGGAAGAUGUAUUUUAUACCUACAAAGUUUCUCCAUCCUCAAAAGACAGUGAUUCAGAAUUUUCGCAGAAUCGAAGUCCACAGAGACAGAAUGAAUUGGAAGACAGCCCAAACUCUCAGACCCAGACAUCGUCCAGUACCUUAUCUCAGUUUGUAAAUGCUCCAGGUUGCUGUUCCAUCGAUGGGGUAGAUCAUCAAGUUUUAGACACUUAUACCAGUGUUAAUAAAGGCAGCUUCACAGAAGAUUCUAAUCAGGACUACUAUGAUAAGAAUGAAGAUGGUGAUGGUUAUCUACUCCUGGUGUGUAUUACUCCAGAUGAAGAUGGAAAAUUUGGAUUUAAUCUUAAGGGUGGUGUUGAUCAGAAAAUGCCUCUUGUAGUGUCAAGGAUCAGCCCAGAGUCACCGGCUGAUAAAUGCAUUCCUAAGCUGAAUGAAGGGGAUCAAAUAGUACUUAUAAAUGGCAGAGACAUCUCAGAGCACACCCACGAUCAAGUAGUGAUGUUUAUCAAAGCCAGCCGGGAGUCGCACACAAGAGAACUGGCACUAUUGAUCAGGAGGAAAGUUGUCCAUUCAUUUGCUGAAGCCAAAUCAGAAGAUGAAAUAAACUGUCAACUUUUCCCAGAGUCCAUUCUCCCUAUGAAUUCAAAGUAUGAUACCACCUUGGAAGAAUCUAUAGAACAGCUAAAGGAAGGCCUAGAAAGUGGGACCGUGCUUAUUCAGUUUGAGCAACUCUAUAGAAAGAAGCCAGGUUUGCCCAUCACAUUUGCAAAACUGUCUCAAAAUUUGGACAAAAAUCGCUACAAAGAUGUGCUGCCUUAUGAUACCACUCGGGUAUUAUUGCAGGGAGAUGAAGAUUAUAUUAAUGCAAGUUAUGUGAAUAUGGAAAUUCCUUCUACAAAGAUUGUGAACCAGUAUAUUGCCACACAAGGCCCGCUUCCACAUACCUGUGUGCACUUUUGGCAAGCAGUCUGGGAUCGUAAGUUAUCACUUAUCAUCAUGCUGACCACACUCACAGAACGAGGACGGACCAAAUGUCAUCAGUACUGGCCCGACCCUCCAGAUGUCAUGGAAUAUGGGACCUUUCGUAUCAAAUGUCAGUCAGAAGUUUGCACCAUUGCCUAUGUUUUUAGAGAAAUGCUGGUCACAAAAAUUGAGACAGGGGAAGAACACACAGUUACUCAUCUCCAGUAUGUUGCUUGGCCUGAUCAUGGGGUUCCUGAGGAUUCAUCAGACUUUUUGGAAUUUGUAACCUAUAUGAGGGCAAUGAGAGUGGAAAAUGAACCCAUCUUAGUUCACUGCAGUGCUGGAAUAGGUCGAACUGGUGUGUUGGUCACUAUGGAAACAGCCAUGUGUUUAAUUGAAAGAAGCCAGCCUGUUUAUCCAUUGGAUAUUAUCCGAAAAAUGAGAGACCAGCGUGCUAUGAUGGUGCAGACAUCAAGCCAGUACAAGUUUGUGUGUGAAGCUAUCCUUCGUGUCUACAGCGACGGUCUGGUUCAGCCACUAGAUUCUAGCUAACGUGACUGUUCACCAUUUCUCAAGAACACCAGCCGUAGGAGCAAGACACAUCGGACUGGAAUCAGCAAAAUAGAUCCACAGAGGCUAUAAGAAGAGAAUGAGAACCUUUGAACUCUGCACUUUAAAUUUCCAUAGAAAGAAAAAAAAGCAUUUUGUAUAUAUGAAUACGUAGAUACAUAUGCAUGCGGUUGUGUAUAAUACCAUUCAUACGCAUAUGUGUGGACAGAAGCUUCAGUGGUAUGCUGCUUGCUUCUGUUAUCCAAUGGAGAAAUAAUCAAAAGGAAAGAAAGACUCAAGGGGAACUCAUGGCCUCUGUCUUAACUUGCCUUUAAAAAAACUUUCCUGUAGGCAGCCAUAAUAACCCUAGUAGCCAUCAUUUUGCUGAGCAUUCAGAAACUAAGUAGCAUCAGUUAUUUUAGGCUUAUCAAGUAUUUUGUUUGAGAAAAAAAUACUAAAGGCUAAGUGUUUUAGGCUCCUAGAAAGAAUUGGAACAGAGGAUUAAUUCUCUUUCCCAUUGUUAAAAACUGCUUAUUUGUCAAUGGAUCUGUGAUUUCAUUUGUCUGGGUACUCCCUCAGUGCUUUCUUAUCUUGUUCACUUUUUUAUCUGUGUUUGUCUUCUUUAGAGGAUCCUGCCCAAUGCACUAAAAACCUUCCUCUAGGUUUUUUAUUGUUGUUUUUUUUUAACAUUUUGUAAAUACCAUUGUACUACCUAGUACACCAGCUCAUCUAUUAUCUCUCAGCCUCAUUUAUGUGAUAGAUGGGCCCACACCCUUUUCCUGUCAUACAUACCCUCAGUGUUCUAUUUCGCACCACUUUUUAUACACAAAUCAUCAUUGUGAUAUGCUGCAGCCUUCUUACACUUACCCUGUGUUUUUUCCAUUGCCCUGUGAGUUGCCCACCAUUUUGAUUCCUCUGAUAUCGUGGUGUUCCAAGAUUUGGUGUCAUAAAACAUCACUGAGAAGAGUAUUGAAGUUUAAAAAAAAAAAAAAAGAUGGGUUUUUAAUUCAGGGAGUAGAAACCCUUGAAAGAAU